Messenger RNA from Silurus meridionalis, 1169 nucleotides. It is a transcript of the gene rad1, whose product is annotated as RAD1 homolog (S. pombe). Bases 133 to 972 code for a protein of 279 amino acids. Gene Ontology annotation, biological process: DNA repair; DNA damage checkpoint signaling. Lineage: Eukaryota; Metazoa; Chordata; Actinopteri; Siluriformes; Siluridae. The transcript has 6 exons. Gene Ontology annotation, cellular component: nucleus; checkpoint clamp complex. The record is from RefSeq and is a predicted model, not a curated record. Gene Ontology annotation, molecular function: 3'-5' exonuclease activity.
AAUGCUCAACGACCAAAGAAGAAAGCGAGCAAUGAAGAAAAGUAGCGGCAUUAGCGCCAAAAAGCGAUGAAUGAUACAGUAUUUGUGUUUAAUAUGUAACUGUGUUGAGCAGAUGCUUGAUGGUGGAGAAGUAUGCCUCUGUCAACUCAGUCCCAGUCAGGAAACGAUAAUUAUGUUCUGGUUGCUAGUCUGGAUAAUGUCAGGAACCUUUCCAACAUCCUGAAAGCGAUUUCCUUCAAAGACCACGCGAUAUUUAAUGUGACACAAAACGGACUAAAGGUUACCGUAGAAGAAUCCAAGUGUCUUCAAGCAAAUGCUUUCAUUCAGGCAGAGAUUUUUCAAGAGUUCACCCUGAAGGAGGAUGUAGUCGGAUUUCAGGUGAACCUCACAGUUCUGCUGGAUUGUCUCACCAUCUUUGGCGGAAGCACAGUGCCAGGAGUGAGCACAGCUCUGAGAAUGUGCUACAAUGGCUACGGCUACCCGUUAACCCUGUUCCUGGAGGAGGGAGGAGUGGUGACCGUUUGCAAGAUUAACACGCAGGAGCCAGAGGAGCCUUUAGAUUUCGAUUUCUGCAGCACUAAUGUCACCAACAAGGUGAUCCUUCAAUCUGACAGCCUGAAGGAGGCGUUUUCAGAGCUGGACAUGACCAGUGAGAUCCUGCAGCUGACAAUGUCACCAAGUCAUCCCUAUUUCAGACUGUCCACAUUUGGAAAUUCAGGAAACGCACAUUAUGACUACCCCAAAGACUCAGACAUGAUGGAACUGUUUCAGUGCACUAAGACGCAGACCAACAGGUAUAAGAUGUCACUAUUAAAACCCUCCACUAAGGCUCUGGCCUUGUCCUGCAAAGUGUCAGUGAGAACAGAUACCCGAGGUUUCCUCUCCUUACAGUAUCUUGUAAGGAACGACGAUGGACAGAUUUGCUUCGUUGAAUAUUAUUGCUGCCCUGACGAAGAGGUUGAUGAAGAGUAGCGGAACAUAAAGGACACGUCGUCUUCGUUACUAUGUAUCUGGAACGUCUACAGAUUGAGUUGUUCGUUGUUUUGAUCUUUAAAGAUUUUGUAGUUUGUUAUGUAUUGUAUAUUUGAUAUGACUUUAUCAUAAUGUGUAAUAUUACAAGCAAUAUCUUGUAAUUUAUCACUAUAUGAAUAAAUAAUGAAAAUCUGGAA